Pectinophora gossypiella (pink bollworm) is the source of this 962-nucleotide messenger RNA. RefSeq lists its product as uncharacterized. Bases 107 to 886 code for a protein of 259 amino acids. The record is from RefSeq and is a predicted model, not a curated record. The transcript is spliced from 2 exons. NCBI's taxonomy places the organism in Eukaryota, Metazoa, Arthropoda, Insecta, Lepidoptera, Gelechiidae. Gene Ontology annotation, molecular function: nucleic acid binding; zinc ion binding.
UCAAUAUACGUCAGUGUGCAACUAGCCGGUCUUUGAUUUACUCGUCCCUACGUUCGCAUACCUAACAGUGGCGACGAUUACCCGCGUUUGAUAUAAAAAUAAUAAUAUGGCAAGUUUCGGGAUUUUAUCGGUUUUUGAUCGCGAUUUACAGACGUGGCAAACUUAUAAAAACAGGCUCGAACAAUGGUUUAUUGCGAACGAUGUCAAGGACGAGGUGAAGAAGCGGGCUAUUCUCCUCAGCGCACUCAGCGACGGUACCUACCGUCUAGCGGCGGAUUUGGCGUUGCCCAAACAGCUGCCGAAUUUGCCCUACGAAGACAUCACCAAAUUGUUAGAUGACCAUUUCACACCCAAAAGGACUGGGUUUGGAGAUAGAUACAAUUUUUAUACGGCGACACAAAAUAUUGGUGAAACAUUUACACAGUUUGCGGCAAGGUUGCGAGGGUUGACCGCGCAAUGUCAGUUUCUCAAUGUGGAAGAGGCUCUGAGGGAUCGGUUCUUAAUGGGGAUGCUCUCAGGACCAGAGAAGGAGAAACUUUUCGCGCAGGACUUCCAGGUGUUGACGUUAGCGAAAGCAGCAGAAUUAGCGGACAGCAUGCGGAGCGCACGAGCGGUUGUAACGGCGGCGGCGGCGUCGACGCAGGGGCCGACUCACUCCGAUCAGAUGUUCAAAAUUACAAAAAGUGCUAAAAACGUCGACAUAAAUAAAGUGCAGUGUUCGGUGUGUGGCUAUAAUAAUCACGAUUCGUCCAAAUGUCGGUUUGCAAAUUACAAAUGUAAAAAAUGUAACGAAAAAGGCCACUUGCGUCGCAUGUGCAAAAAAAUGAAUUAUGUCCAAUGUGAAGGCAAGUCGGAGGGUGCUGACGACGAUGUCUUUGCAGACUAAAGCAUACGGCGGCAAAAACAAAGAAUGUUAUAAAAAAGGAAAUUAUGUAUUGUUUAAAAUUAGUAAUGGGAAUAAA